CCGAGGGAGGAUGAAAAUGCUCUGCUGGCGGCUGGCGCUGUGGCUGGCCGCCUGGGCUGUCUGUGGGAAGCCGUCCUCCUGCUCUGCCCUCGAUUAUGACUACACUUACGAUUUCACCGAAGAGGAUAAAGCCGAGGCGAUAGAUUAUAAGGAUCCCUGCAAAGCCGCUGUCUUUUGGGGAGAUAUUGCCUUAGAUGAUGAAGACUUAAAAAUCUUUCAAAUUGACAGGACAAUUGACCUUACGCAGCACUCCAAUGAAAGACUUGGCCAUAACACAGGUGGCUUUGGAGAGCAUGGGAUGUCAAAAAAGCGAGGUGCCCUCUAUCAGCUUAUAGAAAGGAUAAGAAGAUUUGGCUCUGGCUUUGAGCAAAAUAAUACAUCUAAAGGAAGAACCACAGUAAAAUUCUCAGGGAAAAAUGAGAAGAACAGAUUUCCCAGAGCUGCUACAUCGCGAACAGAAAGAAUAUGGCCAGGGGGUGUCAUUCCAUACGUAAUAGGUGGAAAUUUCACAGGCACGCAGCGCGCCAUGUUCAAACAGGCUAUGCGACACUGGGAGAAGUACACGUGUGUUACAUUCAUUGAAAGAAGUGAUGAAGAAAGUUAUAUCGUAUUUACGUACCGACCCUGUGGGUGCUGUUCUUAUGUGGGUCGAAGGGGAAAUGGUCCUCAAGCUAUAUCUAUUGGCAAGAACUGUGAUAAAUUUGGCAUAGUUGUCCAUGAACUGGGUCAUGUGAUAGGUUUUUGGCAUGAACAUACACGACCAGACCGAGAUGACCACGUCACCAUCAUUAGAGAAAACAUCCAACCAGGUCAGGAAUACAACUUCUUGAAGAUGGAGCCUGGAGAGGUGAAUUCCCUUGGGGAGCCAUAUGACUUUGACAGCAUCAUGCACUAUGCCAGGAACACCUUCUCAAGGGGCAUGUUUCUGGAUACCAUUCUCCCUUCCCGUGAUGAUAAUGGUAUACGACCUGCCAUUGGCCAGCGUACCCGUCUAAGUAAAGGAGAUAUUGCACAGGCAAGAAAGCUGUAUAGAUGUCCAGCCUGUGGAGAAACACUGCAGGAAUCUACAGGCAACUUUUCUUCUCCAGGAUUUCCAAACGGUUAUCCUUCCUACACGCACUGCAUAUGGCGAAUCUCUGUGACCCCAGGGGAAAAGAUUGUUCUAAACUUCACCACGAUGGACCUGUACAAGAGCAGUCUCUGUUGGUACGACUAUAUUGAAGUAAGAGAUGGCUACUGGAGAAAAUCACCUCUGCUUGGCAGGUUUUGUGGUGACAAACUGCCAGAAGUCCUCGCGUCCUCUGACAGCAGGAUGUGGAUUGAGUUCCGUAGCAGCAGCAACUGGGUUGGAAAAGGCUUUGCAGCAGUUUAUGAAGCGAUCUGUGGAGGUGAAAUCCACAAAAACGAAGGCCAGAUCCAGUCUCCCAAUUACCCUGAUGACUACAGACCGAUGAAGGAAUGCGUGUGGAAAAUAACAGUGUCUGAAAACUACAAUGUAGGAUUAACCUUUCAAGCAUUUGAGAUUGAAAGACAUGACAACUGUGCAUAUGACUACUUGGAAAUUCGAGAUGGAAUGAAUGAAAACAGUCCUUUGAUCGGUCACUUCUGUGGCUACGACAAGCCAGAAGACAUUAGAUCUACCUCUAAUACUCUGUGGAUGAAGUUUGUUUCUGAUGGAACGGUUAACAAAGCAGGAUUUGCAGCUAACUUUUUUAAAGAGGAAGAUGAAUGUGCCAAACCUGACAAUGGUGGCUGUGAGCAGCGCUGUGUUAACACUCUGGGCAGUUACCAGUGCGCCUGUGAUCCUGGCUAUGAACUCGGUCCUGACAAAAAGAGCUGUGAAGCUGCUUGUGGAGGACUUCUGACAAAGCUAAAUGGGACUAUAACCACACCAGGGUGGCCCAAAGAAUAUCCUCCAAACAAAAACUGUGUGUGGCAGGUGGUUGCCCCAACGCAGUACCGAAUUUCAAUGAAGUUUGAGUUUUUUGAGUUAGAAGGCAAUGAAGUGUGCAAAUAUGAUUACGUGGAGAUUCGCAGCGGCCUUUCUUCUGAUUCUAAACUCCAUGGUAAAUUCUGCGGUACGGAAGUGCCUGAAGUUAUCACCUCACAGUACAACAACAUGCGAAUUGAGUUCAGGUCUGACAAUACCGUGUCAAAAAAAGGCUUCAAGGCACACUUCUUUUCAGACAAGGAUGAGUGUUCAAAGGACAAUGGUGGUUGCCAGCACGAGUGCAUCAACACGGUAGGAAGCUAUGUUUGCCAGUGCCGGAAUGGAUUUGUGCUACAUGAAAACAAGCAUGACUGCAAGGAGGCUGAGUGUGAACAGAAGAUCCACAGUCCCAAUGGCAUCAUUACGAGUCCCAACUGGCCUGACAAGUAUCCCAGCAGAAAGGAGUGCACCUGGGAAAUCAGUGCCACCCCUGGGCAGAGGGUCAAAUUGACUUUCAAUGAAUUUGAGAUAGAACAACAUCAGGAAUGUGCCUAUGACCACUUGGAAGUGUUUGAUGGUGAAAGUGAAAAAUCACCAAUUUUGGGACGUUUAUGUGGCAGUAAGAUACCAGAGCCUCUCAUUGCUACUGGAAACAAAAUGUUUCUCCGCUUUAUUUCUGAUGCAUCAGUUCAAAGGAAAGGCUUCCAAGCAACACACUCUACAGAGUGUGGUGGUCGGUUGAAAGCUGAAACCAAGCCCAGAGAUCUGUACUCGCAUGCUCAGUUUGGUGAUAACAACUAUCCGGUUCAGGCAGACUGUGACUGGCUCCUGGUGGCAGAGCGUGGCUAUCGAGUUGAAUUAAUGUUCCAGACUUUUGAGGUUGAAGAAGAGGCAGACUGUGGUUAUGAUUACGUGGAGCUCUUUGAUGGUCAUGAUAAGACAGCUAUGAGACUUGGUCGAUUUUGUGGUUCUGGGCCACCAGAAGAAGUCUAUUCAGCAGGGGAAACUCUUUUACUUCACUUUCACACUGAUGAUACAAUCAACAAGAAAGGAUUCCAUAUACGAUACAGAAGUAUAAAAUAUCCAGAUAGUGUGCGUACCAAAAAAUAGCACAAGAACCUCUAUUCAAGAGGAGAGCAAGACAAAAAAGAAUGCACAGUGGAAAGGAAGUCAUGUCUUUUUUAUUUAACUGAAGUUAUUAGCACAAAAGUUUUAUAUGAAUCCAAUUGAAAUGAUGACUUACAAGACCAGAGACAAGAAAAAAUAAAAAUAAAUACCUAUCCCAAUGGAAUGCACAAGAUGGUGAUGUGCAGGCUCCAUACUUGACUGUCUCUGCAAAGGUGGCGAAAGGACUUUGCACACUUCCAGGAGAAUAUGAAAGCUUUUGUUCAUGGUUUGACAUUUGUCAUAGAUAAGUGAACAUUCAAUUAUGUUCAAGUGAGGUGACUCUACAAAACGUUCUUCCUUCUGACGGUUGUAUGGUGUCCAGGAGAAAAGAAG
Phasianus colchicus (ring-necked pheasant) is the source of this 3430-nucleotide messenger RNA. NCBI's taxonomy places the organism in Eukaryota, Metazoa, Chordata, Aves, Galliformes, Phasianidae. The record is from RefSeq and is a predicted model, not a curated record.